Messenger RNA from Ambispora gerdemannii, 953 nucleotides. Lineage: Eukaryota; Fungi; Glomeromycota; Glomeromycetes; Archaeosporales; Ambisporaceae. The record is from the annotation of a GenBank genome assembly.
AUGAGCGAAGGAAGUAAGCUUUUUCAACUUUCCGACACCAUGUCGUCCUUGUUUGACUUUGACUUUACCAAGAUGGAAGAGGUCCAAAACUGGACGGGAAUAACUCCAACUAUGGAAGAUAUUGAAACCGCCGCCGCCUUCUUUUCCAACAACAAUAAUAACGACGCGCAAACUGAAAACAUCUCCUCUUCCUCCCCUACACAAAUAACAACCAAUCAGGGGACAAAGGAAAAUCAUGAAUUUGUAAUGUCAGUAGAAAAUAACGAUUUAAUGGAGAUAUUACUUACACAAAAGUUCCUUGAUGGAGAUUCCGCCAUCAGGACGGAAACAAAUAGUCAAGGAGUAAAGGGAAUUCAGGAAUCAGUGAUGGCGACAGAGAAUAAUAACGAUUUAAUCGAUAUGUUACUUCCACAAGAAUUCAUUAAUACGGCGAGUACCUCGGAUAUGUUAAAACAAUAUCCGGAAAUCGAGUUCAAUGGUGUAAAUGAAGGAAGAGGGUUGUUAACAGACGAUGACUUAAUUUUUCCGGACGAAGAUAUAUUGUAUGCGAUACCUUUUAUAGAUACCAACACUUCACCUUCUAUGAGCACGCCUACAUCUCUUUAUAAUGACGAUCUCACUACACAUUCCACGGCUGAUAUUCUUGAUAAGUCUUUUCUAUCAAUUUUCGAUGAGCCGCUUAUGCAAGAUGAUACUACUCUAUUUAGUACUUCUCCCGCAAGUACUUCAUCAAUAUCCGAUGCAACUCUCGAACUUUUCUUGAGCACACUUGGCGAGUUACCUUCUAAUAUAAAUGAUGCAACAACACCGAUCACUCGAACCCAUGAAUUAUAUUGCACUCUUCCAUCGACUGUCUUUCCAACCAUAGCUUCUUCGACAAUACCUGCAACAAAUACUAUUAACUAUAUAACACCUGUAUCUUCCCAAGCAACAUCACCCGAGAAAAGAACUUC